CGGAGCUGCUGAUGAUAUAUUAUAUAUAUAUAUAUAUAUAUAUACUCCAUCAGGUUUUGAUCGAACUGCAGAAAAAACAAACAGAAACAGAGAUGAUCCCUUAUUCUCCCUGAGGAACUGACCAAUCAGCAGUCAGGAUGAUGCCAAAGCAGCUGGCUCAGACGUCUCCGGGCAGCGUUUUGUCCCUCAGAGCGUCCAGCGUCCCAGGAUCCCCUGCUGCCGCCAUCGUGGUCCGUGUGGAGGACGGGCUCAUCGGCUAUAAGGACCUGGCGGCGCUGCCGAGGGACAAAGCCAUCCUGGACAUCGAACGGCCGGACCUGAUGAUCUACCAGCAGCACUACAGCUACAGCCCUCUGGAGAGGUCCUUGUCUCCUCGCUCCUUGUCUCCUCCUCCCUCCCCCGAGAAGGAGUCCAGGGAUUGGCUGGAGAACCGUUCUCCUGGGGGUUCCUCUCCUGGUUCCAGCAUCCAGACCAGCAGAACCCACAGCACACACACACCGUCAACGCCGAACACACCCAACACACCCAACACACCCACACCACACACACCAAACACAGCACACACACACUCAUCUGGUUCCAAGAGCAACAUGCAGCACUUCCACCGGCCCGAAAACGGCUCUAACAUCUAUAAGAAGCCUCCCAUCUACAAACAAGACACGUGUAUUAGACCCCCCCUCCCUCAGGGUAAACACUUUGAGGAUCUGAUCAUUGAGUCCUCAAAGUUUCCGGCCGCUCAGCCUCCGGACCCGAACCAGCCGUCAAAGAUCGAGACCGAGUUCUGGCCCUGCCCCCUCCAUGAGAAGGAGUGGAGGAAGAAGGAUCAGAGAGAAGGAGAUGAUGAAGAUGAAGGAGAGCAGAGUGAUGAGCUGUGGGGACUGAGAGCGCUUCAGAAACAAGAACUCAACAAGAUUCAGUCUAAUCUGGGUAAAAUCAUCCUGAAGGAGGAGCUGGAUAAAUCUGCUGCUCCUCUGAGGAGGAAAACUCGUUCUCUACCAGACCGAAGCCAAAACACUGGGUCCAACGCCUCGCGGUCGGUGUAUUUCCCAGCAUCCUCUAGGAGCGGCCUCUCCAGGGUGAGUCCUGCAGAACACCAUCGACCAAUCACAGCAGAGUUUAGUGACCACGGUGAUGAACAUGUUUCUGUUUGUUUUCAGCUUCAGUCAGCAGAGUUCAGCUCCUCUGAGAAAACGACCGCAGAUCUUCAGAAUGGAGACUCCAGGAUGGACAGAGGAAACUCUCUCCCCAGCAUGUUGGAUCAAAAGAUCUGCCCCUAUGACAUGCUGGUGGUGACCCACAGAAGGCGGAGCAAGCUGCCUCCAGGUGUGGACCGAACCAGGCUGGAGCGUCACCUCUCUCAGGAGGAGUUCUUCAGUGUCUUCGGGAUGUCCAUCGAGGAGUUCGACAGCCUCUCUCUCUGGAAGAGGAACGACCUGAAGAAGAAGGUCUGUCUCUUCUGACGCCGCUGGAACCCGCAUCUCCCACAAUCCCUUUCUCUGCUCUUAUCGGAUCACUGCAGGACCCUGAACGCACCACGGACUCGUUAUUAUCAGCACCGCUGUCAUCACAGUCAGACGCUCAGUGAGACGUCAGGUUUGAUUCACAGGUUGCUGCUGCACACGUGAACUCCUCCUGCAGAGCUCCUGUUCCAUACGCUUCAGUUUGUAGAUGUCAAUCAGUAAAGUACAGAGAGCCAAACUCCAUCUGACAGCAGAGCCAACUCCAGAGGGUUCGACCAGGAAGUGAAGAGCCGAGUAGAUUCACCAGUUAGUUAACACGUUACCAGUUAGUUAACACGUUACCAGUUAGUUAACAUUGAUCAUCUACUGAACAUGUCUAUGCGCGGCCGAUGAGAAUACAGCCCUUUAUCAUGACACCUAAAUAUCAAUAUACCUUUAAAUAUAUCAUGAAGUUGUUAAUGGAUAAAAUAAUCAUAAUCAAUCAUUCAUCCGGCCCACGAUGCGUUCAAGUCCUCUGGGUUUGUUACUCUUGUCAACACGCAGCUGAUCUUCAUAUGUGAAGCUUAUAGUUUGGUUGUAGUGGUGGAAUUCUGGGAAAUGAGGUUGAUUCUCUCGGGAUUAAAAAAGGUUUAUUGUGAAUCCAUAAUAAUAUUAGCAUUAAAAGUUUUCCAUUUACCAGAUUAAAUGUUUAAUAUCUACAGCGACGUGAAGCUGCAGACGGAGUUUGUUUUCUUCUCAUGCAGGAAAUAUUUUAUUAUGGAGCUUCCUGCUGCUGUCUGGUUUCAACCACACAGAUCUGAUGACUGUAGGAAACAACCUGUUCAAAAAGGAUUGUUCCUAUUGGCUUAGCCAGCUAUGAUGUCAUAAUAACAGCAUUUCCUUUCCCAGCACCUAAAAAAAGAAAAAACAAGGAGACAGUUUGAUCUCAGUCGGACAUUUAACAUCAUUUAACAUUUUCUGAACGUGUUAUAAACAAACUAAACUUUUCUUUGUUGAGCAGUUACUGAAAACUUCGAUUAGAUAUGUUUAUUCUAUU
Messenger RNA from Anoplopoma fimbria (sablefish), 2496 nucleotides. RefSeq names its product dematin-like. Gene Ontology annotation, molecular function: actin filament binding. Lineage: Eukaryota; Metazoa; Chordata; Actinopteri; Perciformes; Anoplopomatidae. Gene Ontology annotation, cellular component: plasma membrane; actin cytoskeleton. Gene Ontology annotation, biological process: lamellipodium assembly; cytoskeleton organization; actin filament bundle assembly. The record is from RefSeq and is a predicted model, not a curated record.